GUGCUGAGCCGUCAUGUCAUUCACAUACGUCGGGUCCAUCAACGACAACUUGAUUUGUUGUAUCUGUAGGGCAACAUUCAUUGACCCAUGUACAACUCGAACAUGCAGUCACACUUUCUGUCGAGAAUGCAUAACGACUGCACUCUCAGUAUCGCCAACAUGUCCUGUCGAUCGCUCUCCUUUGACGGUAGAAGACCUCAUCCUAGCAGACCCUGUCGUACGAAAUCUCGUGAAUGAGCUCCUGGUCGAGUGUCCAAACAAAGCUGCAGGUUGCCGAGAUACACCUCAAAGACAGUUGCUCGAUGCGCAUUUGCGAGGUUCCUGCGAGUACAUGAAGGCUGAAGAUACUACAGAGGAUGUUGGAUCGAAUGUUGUGUCUAAGGAGACUCUUGAAGCGCACCUGGAUGAAGGGGUAAAUGCGGUCUUUUUCAUCAGUCAUAACAUACUGAACAUUAUAAACCAGCAACCGUCUGCCGAGUCAAGCGCAGUACGCUGCUCAUUGUGUCAAGAGAGAGUCCCUCGCUCUUCCCUAUCUUCGCAUAUCCCUGCCUGUCAAGACACUGUCGUGUCGUGUACACACGCCUCAAACGGCUGUUCGUGGGAAGGCCGUCGAUCAGAUCUUUCAGGUACACACAUACCCUCAUGUCCCUACGAAUCCAUCAAGGGCUUCUUCGCAAUUCACGAACAGAAAGUUAGUAGUCUCAAGGCUGAGAAUGAUGUGUUGAAACACAAAGUCGAGCAGCUGGAGGGACUGGUGAGGGUGCUCACUAGAGAAUCUGGGAUCCUGAAGGAGGCCCUUGGGCCUUGGUAUCGAGCUGGAUCUUCGGGCUCGGUGCCAUCUUCCAGCUUUCAAUCAUAUAAUGACCAAAUACUUCGACCGAAUGCAGGAUACGCGACCUCUACUACGCCUGCAAACGCUCGAUACCCCGAUCAAGCAUCCCCUUUCGAUGUAGAAUAUCCAGACCAAAUGGACUCCCUGGCCUCAUACUUUCCUCGGUUGGAGGAAGACGAACAAUAUGCUUCACCGCAAACGUCAACUGAUUAUCAGCUAGACCGCCGCAUACAACCACCGGUUCUAUAUUUGCCUCGUUCUUUACAUCCUCAAUCUGCAUACCACGUACCACACUCUGGCCCGUCGUCCUCUCAUCAACCUCAACCCCCUUCUCACCCGUCUCUUCUUCCCCUCCCGACUGCGACCAUCACCACUUCCACUUCCACUUCAACACCAACCCUAGCCCCAGGGCCGCCUCCUUCAGCAAUCACACCAACAUCUCCUAUCGCACCUCUCAACCUUUCCGGAAAUCUUUUUGGCGCGCUCACAUCGUUACACAAUUCACUCACAACAUUAUCGUCUUCUGUCGACUCACUCGCUCGUCAGCAUGAAGUUCACAUCGCCACUGAAGCUAUGCGGAAUACGGAGGAACUGAGAAGUCUGAGAACAGUUCUGCACGGGCUCCGGAUGCAGGUACACUCUAUCAUGAUGGAUCGGAAUGCUCAAAUGGCUGGGAGACCUGGCGGGGAGGGGCAAGCUUCCGGGCCUGAAAUAAACGAUCCUAGAGAUGGACCAUGGAUCCCGCCGUUCCCAAUCCCUCGCUUUCCCCAUUCUAGUGUAUCUCCAGGUCCUGUCACGAAGUUAUGAGGGGUAGGACAAUUCACCAUCUGCUAUGCAUUUCAUAGAUUUCAAUGUGGUAUUCAAGGGUUGUACAUUAUGCGGAUUACGCUAUUGCAACGAUAGAGUCCAGGUUAUCUCCUGUUAUCUCUGUAAGCUAAGCGAUGUGCGGCUUCUUCCUUCC
Somion occarium is the source of this 1793-nucleotide messenger RNA. Lineage: Eukaryota; Fungi; Basidiomycota; Agaricomycetes; Polyporales; Cerrenaceae. The record is from the annotation of a GenBank genome assembly.